CUUUAGUGUAUCUUAUCAAAUUUCCCGUGGAGAAGACAGAAAGAAAGAGAGAGAAGUUAUUGAAAACCCGAAUCGAAAAUGCUUACUAUUCUCUUCGCUCUGUUCUUCCUCGCUUUUACAAUCACACUUCUUUUCAAGUUCAUCACUGCUGAUGGGGAUUUCACUUUAAUAUCAAAAAGGCACCCAAAACGCGAAGAAAUUGAAGAUAAGGUUGUUUGGAUCACUGGGGCAAGUCGCGGCAUUGGGGAAGUUCUUGCAAAACAACUUGCAAGCUUAGGUGCCAAGCUUAUAUUAUCAGCUAGGAGUGAAUCUGAACUUGAGCGUGUUAAGAAGCAGCUAAUUGGUAAAUAUGCUCCUAAUGAGGUGGUAAUUUUACCAUUGGAUUUGGCAUCUGGGGAGGAUUCUUUGAGGGAAGUUGUAGAUAAAGCUGAAUCAUUUUUUGGAGGUGCUGGUGUUGACUACAUGUUCCAUAAUGCUGCAUAUGAGCGCCCAAAAUCGUCAGCAAUUGAUGUUCCUGAGCAGAGCCUAAAGGCUACAUUUGAAGUAAACUUGUUUGGAGCAAUAUCUCUUACGCGACUGCUAGUCCCUUGCAUGCUGAAGCGUGGAAGAGGACAUUUUGUUGUGAUGAGCAGUGCUGCUGGAAAGACACCUGCUCCAGGCCAGGCUGUUUAUUCUGCUUCAAAAUUUGCCAUGAAUGGAUAUUUCCAUUCUCUGCGAUCAGAGCUCUCUGUGAAAGGAAUCAAUGUUACUGUUGUGUGUCCUGGGCCUAUUGAAACAGCAAAUGUUGACAAGGAAAGCCUUUCUGCACAAAAGGUCAACUCAGAGAGGAGGGUUUCAGCAGAGAGAUGUGCAGAGUUGACAAUUACUGCUGCAACUCACAAUCUUAAGGAAGCUUGGAUAUCAUAUCAGCCUGUGCUUGCUGUUAUGUACUUGGUUCAAUACAUGCCAACAAUUGGAUAUUGGCUUAUGGAUAAGGUUGGUGCAAAACGGGUGGAAGUUGCAAAGAAAAAGGGGGGCACAUACUCACUAAGCUUACUCUUUGGGAAUAAGAAGGAAUCAUAAGACAAUCAAAAGUAAACUUCCAAAUAUGUUUUAUCUAGGUGAACAUUUAAACCGAUCCGAACCAUCCAAAUGUUAUACCGACUUAAUCUGAUCCGCCAGUUGUAGGGUAAUCCUAUAUACAGACUUUAUUUUAUGUUUCUAUUAAUAAAAAAAUUGUUUGAAAUUAUUAUUAUUAUAUUGAUAUCUUUUUACUUGA
Impatiens glandulifera is the source of this 1258-nucleotide messenger RNA. Its product is annotated as dehydrogenase/reductase SDR family member 7. Gene Ontology annotation, molecular function: oxidoreductase activity. The record is from RefSeq and is a predicted model, not a curated record. Gene Ontology annotation, cellular component: membrane. The transcript has 12 exons. Bases 79 to 1062 code for a protein of 327 amino acids. NCBI's taxonomy places the organism in Eukaryota, Viridiplantae, Streptophyta, Magnoliopsida, Ericales, Balsaminaceae.